AUGUCAAUAAUUAAAGCAUCAAAUCAAACAACAAUAAUCUCACCUAGUCCAACAUUUAUGGCUAUUGAUGAUCAAAAUUAUUUUGUUGUACUUGGUUAUCGUGGUAAUGUUGUUCAAAUGAAUAGAACAACAAUGAGCGUCAUUCGUUCAACAAACUUAGCAGCUUCUACAGGAGCAUUUACUUAUAGCAAUGGCUAUUAUUUAAAGGACAGAAGUGAUUGUCUAAUGAAAUCGGACAAUGCCUGA
Didymodactylos carnosus is the source of this 246-nucleotide messenger RNA. The record is from the annotation of a GenBank genome assembly. NCBI's taxonomy places the organism in Eukaryota, Metazoa, Rotifera, Eurotatoria, Philodinida, Philodinidae.